AUGGCUUACGUUCUAAACCAAGGUAUCCGCAGAUUUAUGCAGACUUCUGCGAGAAGAGCCGCGCAAAUAGAAGGCCCUUCUGCCGUAUCUGGAAUGCAUGAAGGCGGAUUCAAGGUUUGGAAAAAUCUAACUUUUUUCGUAGCCUUCCCCUCGAUUAUACUGUGUGCAGUGAAUUGUUACCUGUCUCAUCAAAGCGGUCACCACGAACGUCCCGAAUUUGUAAAAUACGAACAUAUGAGAAUAAGGACCAAACGUUUUCCAUGGGGAGAUGGAAACAAAUCUUUGUUUCACAACCCACACGCCAACCCCCUUCCCGAUGGCUACGAAGAGGAUGAGCACUAA
Messenger RNA from Psylliodes chrysocephalus, 342 nucleotides. NCBI's taxonomy places the organism in Eukaryota, Metazoa, Arthropoda, Insecta, Coleoptera, Chrysomelidae. The record is from the annotation of a GenBank genome assembly.